GUAACUUCCGGCGCGGAGACGCACAGGACGUCUCCUGCUUUCGCUUUGCUAAUCUGUUUACUGUCACCGCAAUGCUGUCGAGUGUGUAAUGUAGAAAUCAACGGCCUCUACCGCCUUCUGAUCGAACGAAAUCGCUCCACACGUCAACGGCUCAGACCAAAUGAACGGAGCAGCUUUCCCAUCUCCUACUGCAGAAAUGGCAGAGAUAAACCGCAUCCAGUAUGAAAUCGAAUACACAGAGGGCAUCAGUCAGCGCAUGCGCAUCCCAGAAAAGCUGAAAGUGGCCCCGUCAGUCUCUGUGGAGCAGGAGAAGGGUUUUCAGGAAGCCCCGCACAGCACCAUGAUGCAUGUUCCGGAGAGGAUUGUUGUGGCAGAGGAUGAGAGCUCCCAGUACUCCAGACCAAGGGACCUGGACCUCAUCCAGUCCACACCCCUGGAGACGCUGGCACUUAAGACUCCACCGCGAGUCCUGACUCUCAACGAGCGACCGCUUGACUUCCUGGAACUAGAACGCCCUGUGGGUCCAUCUGUGCAAGUGGAAGAGGGCCGAUCACAUGGACGUUUUAGGCGGGAAAGGUCUGCGAGCGAGAACACUGCUGUCCGACAGAACGGUCAGCUGCCCAGGAGCGACUCUGUUGCGAACCCUUCGACCUCUUUGAGCGCUUGCCCUCCACCUGCUGCCCCCGAUGACGGGCACAACCUUUACAGCACACGUGGCGUUCUGUCCCUAAUCCAGUCCACCACACGCCGGGCCUACCAGCAGGUCCUGGAGGUUCUGGAUGAAAACCAUCGCAGCAAGCCUGUUCUGCGCGGUGGCUCAGCCUCCGUGAAUGCCUCGCAUGAAUCCAGGUUUAGCCUGUCCACUUUGGACAACACUCUAGAAGGAGGACCUGAUGACAUGGCUCCGGUAGAUGCAACAACGCUACGGCGACAGAUCAUAAAACUGAAUCGGAGGCUGCAACUCCUGGAGGAGGAGAACAAGGAGCGAGCAAAGCGCGAGAUGAUAAUGUACUCCAUCACUGUGGCCUUCUGGCUCAUCAACAGCUGGAUCUGGUUCCGUCGCUAAGAGCUCAGCUGCUCUUCCCAGCUUUCCACUGAGAUGCUGUCAGACUGUUGCCAAAAGUACCCUGCACUCUGGCCCAGCCCUGUAGCACCUGGCCGCUGCACAACAAACAGAUCUGGGCAGGGGGAGGGGAAAAAAAAAAUCAUUAUUUGUGUAUGCAUACCUGUUAAUCACCUUUUUCGGGUGUUGUUGAAUAUUAUUGUAUUUUUUAUUUCAGGAACACUUGUUAGUGCAAAGCAUGUGUGCUUUAGCUGUAAAUAUUCUGAUAUUUUCUUUCUCCAGGUUUACACGCAGGCUUGAAUCUCUACAGUGUUUCCCUAUGUAACACAUAAUAAGAUGGAGUAAAAUUAAAGCAGUCAAUGUAUUCAUGCA
This is a messenger RNA of Scleropages formosus (Asian bonytongue), 1435 nucleotides long. RefSeq names its product mitochondrial fission factor a (gene mffa). The record is from RefSeq and is a predicted model, not a curated record. NCBI's taxonomy places the organism in Eukaryota, Metazoa, Chordata, Actinopteri, Osteoglossiformes, Osteoglossidae. Gene Ontology annotation, biological process: positive regulation of mitochondrial fission. The transcript is spliced from 8 exons. Gene Ontology annotation, cellular component: peroxisome; mitochondrial outer membrane. Bases 161 to 1066 code for a protein of 301 amino acids.